GUUCUGCGGAGACUUUGAAUGAUGGCACUGCAACAGCUUCGAAUGAUGGUUGGAGAAGUUCCAUAAGAACUCUUAGUGGAAGUAGGACUAUAGAACAGCAGGUAGAGCAGAACGCCAGGAAAGGAACGAAUCAUGGCUGUAGCUCUGCCAUCUUUAGUACAACAGAAAAGAACCUCGCAGAGCAGCACUCACG
Amoebophrya sp. A25 is the source of this 193-nucleotide messenger RNA. The record is from the annotation of a GenBank genome assembly. Lineage: Eukaryota; Dinophyceae; Syndiniales; Amoebophryaceae.